UCUCAAAUCAUUUUCACACUAAUCAUUCAAUUUUUUUCUUUACGCAUAAUCAUUUCCUUUUGGUUACAAAUCCAUUCAUUUUCAACUUUCUCAAAUCGGAAACACACGUGCUUCUGAAUCUAUAACAUGGCGAUGAACCCUAAUUUUACUUAAAUUCCCAAUUUUUCAUAAAUUUGGAUACCCCAAUUGCGUGUUAGUAUCAAUAUUUCGACAAAAAAAUGGAUCACGAAACCCCUUUGUUAUCUUCCAAAAGAGCUUCAAAGCUUCAAACUUUAGGGAAUAUCAUCGUUACUGUAGUUGGAACUGGUGUUUUGGGUUUACCCUUUGCUUUUCGGAUCGCCGGUUGGGUUGCUGGUUCGCUUGGUGUUGCUAUCGUUGGCAUUUCUACCUAUUAUUGCAUGCUUCUACUUGUUUGGUGCAGAGAUAAGUUGGCAUCAGAAGAACCAUUAGUGGAAUCAAGAUCGUAUGGAGACCUGGGUUAUAGAUGCUAUGGAAUAUUGGGUCGGUAUCUGACAGAAUUUAUAAUUGUGGUAGCACAAUGUGCAGGAGCUAUUGCGUAUUUGGUAUUUAUUGGGCAAAACCUUGAUUCUGUUUUCCAAAAAUAUGGACCCUCACUUGCCUCCUACAUAUUUAUGCUAGUACCAGUUGAAAUUGGGAUGUCAUGGAUAGGCAGCUUAUCAGCUUUAGCACCAUUUAGCAUUUUUGCUGAUGUGUGCAAUGUCCUAGCUAUGGGAAUUGUAGUGAAGGAAGAUGUACAAGUGGCCUUAGAGGAUGGGUUUUCGUUUAGAGAAAGGACGGCAAUCACGUCAAACAUUGGGGGGUUGCCAUUUGCAGCAGGCAUGGCUGUUUUUUGUUUUGAGGGGUUUGGAAUGACACUUGCCCUAGAGAAUUCUAUGAAGGAUAAAGCUAAAUUCCCAAAAUUGCUGGCUCAGACUUUUAGCGGGAUAACACUCGUAUACAUUCUUUUUGGGUUAUGUGGUUACAUGGCUUUUGGUGAAGAAACUAGAGACAUUGUGACCCUUAAUCUCCCUAGGAGCUGGUCAUCUCUUUCCGUACAGGUAGGAUUGUGCCUGGGGCUUAUGUUCACAUUCCCAAUCAUGUUACACCCAAUUAAUGAGAUUGUAGAAGGAAAACUCAAAAUCAUACGCAGAAACAAUAAUGAUUCAAUAAGACUAGGAAAAAUUACAGUAUACAUCAGUCGUGCUAUUGUGGUGGUUGUGCUGGCUGUCAUAGCUUCAUUUGUGCCAGAAUUUGGUGUAUUUGCCUCAUUUGUGGGGAGUACCUUGUGUGCAAUGCUUUCUUUUGUUUUGCCAGCCACAUUUCACCUAAAAUUAUUUGGCUCUUCUCUAUGCCUCUGGCAAAAGGUCCUUGAUUAUAUUGUGUUAAUCAGUGGAUUAUUUUUUGCUGUUUAUGGAACUUACAACACAAUUGUUGGAAUUUGAUGCAUAUAUUGUAGAGAUACAUUUAUUUACUCCUGUUUAAGCUUUUAUACAACUCAAACAGUGAUUUUAUGUAUCAUAAAUAAGUGUCAGUUAAUGAAAGUGGCUUAUUUUAUAAUUCA
Molecule: messenger RNA, 1561 nt
Organism: Medicago truncatula (barrel medic)
Lineage: Eukaryota; Viridiplantae; Streptophyta; Magnoliopsida; Fabales; Fabaceae
Product: amino acid transporter ANT1
Exons: 3
Coding region: 219-1442 (407 amino acids)
Biological process (GO): amino acid transmembrane transport
Cellular component (GO): vacuolar membrane
Molecular function (GO): L-amino acid transmembrane transporter activity
Source: RefSeq, a predicted model, not a curated record